This is a messenger RNA of Paramecium octaurelia, 827 nucleotides long. NCBI's taxonomy places the organism in Eukaryota, Ciliophora, Oligohymenophorea, Peniculida, Parameciidae. The record is from the annotation of a GenBank genome assembly.
AUGCUCAAACAUCUGUACGAUACAGAUUGUGUCACUUGGUCACCAUAAGGCAAAUUAUUCUAAGUAGAAUAUGCUAUGGAAGCUGUCAAAUAAGGAAGUAUAUGUUUGGGACUCAAAUCAAAUGAAAAUGUUGUAUUAUGUAGUCUCAAAAGACAACCUUCAGAAUUAGCAGGCUAUUAAGAGAAGUAAUUUAAAAUAGAUGAUCAUAUGGCUAUUGCUAUUGCUGGAUUAACUGCUGAUGCACGUAUUUACUGAUAUUUAUCAAUACAGGUGUUUUAUGCAAAUACAUGAGAACAGAGUGUUUAGAAUACAAAUAUACAUAUGAGUCUCAUCAUCCAGUAGGAAGAUUAGUUUUCAAAGUAGCCGAAAGUAUGAUUUUUAUAAGAUCUUAAAGAGUCUCAACAUAAAACCUAAAGCGGGGCAAAGAGACCUUAUGGUGUUGGAUUACUUGUUGCUGGCAUUGAUCCUAAUGGUGUUCAUUUAUUUGAAACAUGUCCAUCUGGCAAUUAUUACGAAUAUAAAUGUUAAGCAAUUGGUUCAAGAUCUUAAGCAGCAAGAACUUACUUCGAGAGUUGGUUCCAUUUAUUCGAAAAAAGCACUUUAGAAUAACUAAUCUUGCAUGGAUUAAGUGCAAUUAAGAAGGCAAUCAUGGAAGAUGAGGAGUAAUUGAAAUUCGUAAACAUUAUUUUAGAUUGAAUGAGAAAAAUGUAGAAGUCGGAAUUUUAGGUAAAAAUUUGAAAUUUACACAUUUAAAUGCAUAAGAAUUAAAAGAUUAUAUAACUAAGCUAGACACAUUUAGUCCAAAUUCUUAAAUUCAAUAGGAGUGA